AUGUCUCAAAGCAUGCAAACGAGGAGCCAUGGCCCUAUAACCAGGUUCUUGUCAAUCGCCAAGAAUUUCACCCAAGAGCAGACACCGUCUGCAGAUGAACCGGUCGCUGGCAGUGGCUCCACAAAGAAUAAACGCAAGCGCGAAGCCGGGCAUGAAGACGGUGCUCAGAAACGACGCCGUCUGGACAACACCCCAAAAGAUGAUGGAAACAAGGACAAGCCAGAACCAAGCGGAAUGCCUCCUGUCUGGGCAGAGAAGCGUGCUGCCAUAGCAGAUGCCUUGCCCUAUUUUAGGGCGCACCAAAGUGGCCUGCAUUCUAAUAAGAAAGUCGCAAAAGGCUUUCUUAUCGGUGCAAAGGUGGAAAUUCGUGAUCGCUUUGAAAGUGAAGUGAUUAUCACAUCGCCCGGAGGCGGACACGUCGAAGACAAAUCGACGCGCCAGAUGGUUAGAGAGAAGGACCAGGAAGACAACUUCCGUAUCCAAGCCUUUUCCGCGAUUAUGAAGAAGCCGCGCCGUUCCCUCGUAGUGAUCGCUGAUUCUGGAAAUCCAUUAUUCCCAGUCAAACCUCCACAUGAGUAUAACGUCCUGGAUCAUUUCCAGGUUACAGACAUAUGGUCUGAGAAGGUCCAUGGGCAUGGUGGUAAACUCGUUAAAAUAUACAGGAUCAGACUAGAAAAAGUCAAUCUGAAGUCCAGAUCCUGGUGGACACCGAAGGACGCAAAUGAAGAGAGCAUAGGUGAGGUCGAAGUUGGACAUCAUGUCUGCGCACUUGCCUACUGCCUUGCUUGUAGAAAUCCCAGCAAAGUGAUAUACAAGCAAGGUUGGACAUGCUUGCACAAAGAUUGCAAGCAAUUCUUUUGCUUUCCCCGGAACAAGGAUUCUACCGACCUUAAUCCCGCCGAAUUGGAGUACAACGAGGACUUCUUGAAGGAAAGAACCCCUUUCCUCGGCGACAAUCUGUGUCCUCUUGUGCCGCCUCUACCUCAAAUAACAGACAAAACCUUUGGCAGCGAGAAGGAGUUUAAGGCUGGUAUUGUCUGUCCCAGAUGCGGAUGCUGUAUAAGACGAAUGAAAUGGGUUGGUUGGUUCUGCGAGAACCCUCUUUGUGAAUUCUCAUAUCGCAUCCCCCUAAAGAAGUUUCACACGAUAGACUUCACCGAUGGAAACGGGUCUAAGAGCAACAAGGACUCCUUUGACAAGUGUGUCAAAAGGAUGCCACAAGUUACUACCAGCAACCACAUAUUCACCACCUACUUUCUUCCAGAUGAGAAAAAAGGCUUCCUCGGAACAAUCACAGUAAUUCGACCUAGGGAAGGGGUGUUUACAAGAUCAGGUGGUAUUAAUGAUCUGUAUACCCGAUUCCAAGAUCAAGACCUUGGAUUAGAAAGACGAGGUGCUCGGGCUGCAGGUUCCCGAAUCGAAGAACUGACAUCGCAUUUCAGCGCAAACUAUGGCGCUCCCUACAAGUUCGGUGUCGUUGUAAAAACAACAAUGGGCCUGCCAGGGGCCCAGCCUCCUAUCGUGGAAACCCUUCUUCGCCUAACUUGGGCAGGUGAGGCGUCUGUAGCAGCCUCAACGAAGUUCAUAAAGGAUGAGAACUUAAAGGUCGAUGACGAUGCGAUCCCGGACGAAUUUGAGAAAUUUAAUGAGCUUCUUGCCUUGGGGUAUUUCGAAGGCUCGAAAAUCAGCGCACAUGAUGAUGGAGAGAAGGAGUUAGGUCCUACAGUGGCUACGUUAUCUCUUGGAUCUGCAUCUUUGAUGAAAUUCUCCGCCAAAAAGGGGGUAAAUGUUGGCGCCAAGGGAAAGUUCGUUUUGUCACUUGUACUCAAGCAUGGAGACAUGCUUGUUAUGCAUGGCGCAGGAAUCCAGAAAUUCUAUCUACACGAGGUUUCUAAUCUCGGAAAGCAUCGGUUUGCUAUGACCUGCCGUCAUAUUCGACCAGAAAGCAUCGCGGACAAGGCUCAGCGAGAGCGGGCUAAAAUCGAUGGUCAGCUCUCUAAGGAAUGGGCUUCAAUCAAUUACAAUGGACACAGCGAUAGGUUUGAGUCGAAGACUGGGGACGCCGUUGAGUGCCCCACGACUACCACGGACAGCACAACCGCCCAAGUCCAACAGAGCAUUCCUACAGACGACCAAACCAAGUCUGGCGAUAUUGAGACUCGGGCCUCAUCAAGCACUCCAGAGCCCUGA
Molecule: messenger RNA, 2190 nt
Organism: Annulohypoxylon maeteangense
Lineage: Eukaryota; Fungi; Ascomycota; Sordariomycetes; Xylariales; Hypoxylaceae
Exons: 8
Coding region: 1-2190 (729 amino acids)
Biological process (GO): DNA repair
Source: RefSeq, a predicted model, not a curated record